AUGUCAGUAAGUGAAGGACUGAAAGUGGAAGGCAAAGAGGAGAGAAAAGGAUUCAGAGAGCUUAAGGAUUUCUUCAUGGAUUCUGGCAUGAAUCAAGCUAUGACUUCUUUGUCUGCUGGGGUCACUGGUGUGAUCAAGUUCAAUGGUCUUAACUAUGCUGAUUGGUCGGAACAGAUUCAGUUUCAACUGGGUUAUAUGGAUUUAGACCUAGCAAUAGUUACAGACGAAAAGCCUGCAGCCAUUACUGAGACCAGUACAGAUGAUGACAAGUCUUAUUAUGAGGCUUGGGUAAGGUCUAACAGGCUGUGUUUGAACUUGAUGAGAAUGACAAUGGCUGAAAAUGUUAAGCCAUCCAUGCCCAAAACAGACAAUGCAAGGGAAUUUAUGGCAAAAGUUAAGGAGUACUCACAAUCAGACAUAACUGACAAGUCCAUUGUGGGAACUCUAAUGAGUGAGUUGACGACCAAAAGGUUUGAUUGGUCUCAACCCAUUCAUGAUCAUGUGACUAGCAUGGCAAAUCUGGCAGCAAAGCUGAAGUCCAUGGGUAUGGAUGUAAGUGAGUCUUUUCUCGUGCAGUUUAUUAUUAACUCACUUCCUUCUGAGUUUGGCCAGUUCCAGGUGAACUACAACACCAUUAAGGAAAAAUGGAACUUUCAGGAAAUUAAGGCCACGUUGAUUCAGGAGGAAGGGAGAUUAAAGAAAGAGAAAGACCACUCCAUUCAUCUCACGACUCAUGAUGGAGCUAGUAGCAGCAAGGCUAAACCAGGGCCGAAUCCAUAA
This is a messenger RNA of Lotus japonicus, 780 nucleotides long. RefSeq lists its product as uncharacterized. Lineage: Eukaryota; Viridiplantae; Streptophyta; Magnoliopsida; Fabales; Fabaceae. Bases 1 to 780 code for a protein of 259 amino acids. The transcript is spliced from 4 exons. The record is from RefSeq and is a predicted model, not a curated record.